CGAGCAGAAGAAUGCCAAACAACACCAGCAGAUCCACCGAUAGGAGAGGAGAGAAGCCCACCCUCCUUUCCUCGUCUCCAUCGCCUCGCCGCCUCCGCCUAGGGCGCAGCAAUGGCGGAGGAGGCCACCCUCAGCCACCCCUCGCGCUACGUCAAGCUCACCAGGGACCAGGACGCCCCCGCCGAGGACAUCCGCCCCGGCGAGCUCAACCAGCCCGUCCACGUCCCGCAGCUCGAGGGCAGGAGGUGCAGCGAGUGCGGCCAGGUCCUGCCAGAGAGCUACGAGCCUCCCGCCGACGAGCCCUGGACCACCGGGAUCUUCGCCUGCACCGACGAUCCCGACAGCUGCCGAACUGGAUUGUUCUGUCCUUGUGUUCUUUUUGGACACAAUAUUGAGGCCCUUAGAGAUGAUAUCCCUUGGACAACUCCCUGUGUUUGCCAUGCUGUAUUUGUUGAAGGAGGGAUUGCGCUUGCAAUUCUCACAGCAAUAUUUCAUGGUAUUGAUCCAAGAACAUCAUUUCUGAUUGGAGAAGGUUUAGUGUUCAGCUGGUGGCUGUGUGGUACAUAUACUGGCAUCUUCCGCCAAGAACUUCAGAGGAAAUACCAUCUCAAGAAUUCUCCAUGUGACCCUUGCAUGGUCCAUUGCUGUUUGCACUGGUGCGCGAAUUGCCAGGAACAUCGUGAAAGGGAGGGCCGGCUUGCAGAAAACAAUGCUGUGCCAAUGACUGUUGUUAAUCCACCUGCACUGCAAGAGAUGAGCAUGUCAGAAAGCCGUGGCCCUGCUUCCCAGGGCAUGGAGAAUGGAGCACCAUCAACAUCAAAGGCUGAGCAUGGGGCGCCCGAGACUGAUCAUGAUGAUGUGGAGGUGAUACCUCUGUAGGUGAAUGAAUGAAAGAAAUGUAUUGGCACUGAAAAUAGGAUAGCAUCAGGCAUGAAUUGAUCUGACGAAUCCAUGGACGCUUUGCUUCGCGACGAUGUUCUUAUGUCAUCUGGAAUCAUCGUAGAGCACAGAUGGUGAUGCCUUUUUUGUACUACUUAAAACCUCAACUAUAAUUAACUGGAGAGCUGGCUGCCUGAGUACAUUGUACAGAGCAGCGU
Molecule: messenger RNA, 1097 nt
Organism: Oryza brachyantha (malo sina)
Lineage: Eukaryota; Viridiplantae; Streptophyta; Magnoliopsida; Poales; Poaceae
Product: cell number regulator 6
Exons: 4
Coding region: 112-879 (255 amino acids)
Source: RefSeq, a predicted model, not a curated record